GAAACGCAAUUAUCUGUCGAGUUGGGUGAUGACAGCGAGUUUUGACAAAUUCUCGUUUUUAAUUUCUUCAAAAAAGUCAAAACGAGUUAAAAAUAAUGAGAAAUAAUUAAAAUAUCCAGCGUAUUCAAUUAGCUGUAGCGAUAUAAUUGGUGUAUCCUUGUGGUUGUUGUAUUUUAAUAUUUGAGAGUAAAGUGGGUGGAUUCCGUUUGCGCUAAUAAGCGAAGUGUUAUUUGUGUCAUGCCCGCAAAAUCGACGGAUUGUGCUGAUGAUGAAAAGCAGAUGAAAAAUGAAGGGUGUCGAUAGUCUUACAGGGGACCGUGAAGGAAUGACACACAAACCAAUUGUAACAUGCGCGGGAGACUGGAAUCUGUUUUGCACCCUAGAGGCGCCCCUGGUGGCCGCCAUACCCCAGGACUCAUGUGAAUGGAGAAGGUCUUAUGGACGGGCCACCAAGGCUGUUUACUUAGAGGCAUCAUUCACCAAGUAUAAUAAAGACAGGGUUCAGUCAGAGCUGAACUUAUUAAAGAAACCAAUAUUCCAUAUUUACUGGACAGACUGUGUGGACAUAGAAUAUUAUAAGACAACUCUACGAGAAGACAUAGAGGCAUGGUUGAAGCAACUCGAGAAAAGUGGCAUUACAGACUGGAUGAUAGUGUUAGUGGAAACUUAUGACAUACGAAAAACAAACAAGCUAUUACCAAGGACAACUGUUUUGGACAAAAUCAAAGGUGAUUUUGGUGUGAAACAGACAGAGGAUAGAUUUAUUUCAGUUAUAAAUCCUAUCAAAUCUGAAGCAAGGAGUGCCGAGUCAUGGAGAGCGCUGGUGGCAAAGAUAAGGCAUUUUGUCCUGGUGGCCUAUAAUAAGGCUCUUAUUAAGUUUGAGGAGUAUAUGAGAGAGCAGAGGGAGAAACGAAAUGACCCAGAAUGGGAUUUUUGUAAAUAUUUUAUUUUGCAGGAACAACUAGCAUUUGUCUUAGAAAUGCUAGGCUUGUAUGACGAAGCUUUAGUCCAGUAUGACGAGUUAGACGCUCUGUUCUCUCAAUUUGUGCUCAAUUCCAAUGUGACAGAGAGUCCAAAAUGGCUUGACACGUUCAAGCAACCUGUGACGUCUUGGCAGGCAGUCAGACUCACGGCUUUAGUUCCUCAGCAUCUUAGAGAGUUGAUUAUAAAGAAGAAAGCUUCUUUGUUGGACUUUAGAAGCUAUUUGUUUCAACGUCAAAGUGCCAUGUUACUUCCUUCAUCCAAACCUUGGGAGAUCGCCUCCCGUUGCCUAUCCACGGUUCACAACACGCUAGUGGAACUAUCCCUGCUUGGCGCCACCGCGGUCGAAGGCGCCGCCGCCUGCUGGGCUCAGCUCGCGUGCGCAGAAACUUUACGCGCAUGCGAGAGAUUGGCCGCCAAUAAUAAUGCGCUGGACAUGUGUACUGCUACUCAGGCGCCGUUAUUGCAUAAUGCUAAGGAUAAGCUACACGAGCUAGGCAAGCUAUGCGGCCUACUCCCCGGUUCUCCCGAACCAUCAUCAGAGCAGCUCCACCUGGUAGUAAUGCUAUCAGCUGGAAUGGGAGACAAUGAGACGAAUAACCAGCAUCCGACCCCGACAGAUAGACUGAAGGAAGCACUUUGUAGUAAAACCUGCUUUCAACAGUACUAUUUGGAGUUAGCUGAAUUGGCUAUGGGGACUUAUAAGCAUAUUGGACGGUUAAGAUUCGCCCGUCUAAUCGGUCGCGACUUAGCAGCCUUCUACUCGGAACUGGGCGAGACUGGCAAAGCCGUGGUGUUCCUUAUGGAUGCUCUAAGGUCUUAUGAGGAGCAAGGCUGGCGGGACCUGGCUGCUCAGACCAGGCUGGAACUGGUGGCCGCUGCUAAGAAAAUGGGGGAUAUGGAUAGAUACACAAAGCUCUCAGCAACAAUAGCAAGUACAGCCGAAUUAGAAAUCCUAGUCAGAAACUUCUAUUUCGAGGAAAUGAUGAAAUCUAUACGAGAGGAACUGUCCAAAAAGCCUGAAAGUGUCCUCACAGAGUUGAACGAUUGUUUCAAAGUCGUAUCGGCGAGCUUAGUGCCGUCCGAACGUGGUGUUUAUAUAACUGACAAUAAGGUUCAAUGUCGCAUGACGGUUGUUAGUUAUUUGCCGAAGGAUGUGGCUUGUACUAGGGCAGCGAUAAGUAUAGAGAGGUGUAAGGACGAUAAGGCGGAGAAGAGGACGCCUGUCAAAAGUUAUAAGACUGAUUUAAGUGUUAGUGGUAAUGUCUCGCAGAACAAUUCGCCGCGCCGGGGGACUGUCGAGCCUGAUAAUGAUUCGACUAACUUAAUAACAAGCAUAAGACUGGACGACUUAAAACCCAAGAACCCUUUACUAAAUCCUUUACAAAUAAACUCGCAACUUCACUACAAAGAAGACAGGUCCCUACAAAAAGUGACAGUUGAAUGUCAGAACCCUAAAGUAACCCUCAAACGGUCAGACAGCUGCAAAUAUCGAAAACCCUCAGCCACAUUACGAAAUAACUACGAAAACUGUUUCUCUGUAGAAGGGAUUGUAUUAAAACCGGGCUCAAAUGACCUCGUUCUAGACUUUGUGGCUUCAAAAUGUGGGACUUUCAAGCUUGGUCAAGUCUCUUUGCUUAUUGAAGAAAAAUUGGAGUUUCUGUCCAAUGUUCUGAUUGGCACGAAGAUGGGAUGCGAAGUGGUCACGCAAGGGGUUAAUGUGUAUUUGAAUAAGGUUGAACCGAAGAAGGAUUUGGUGGCUGGAUUGGAACAUGCUAUGGAGCUUGUGGUUACGAGUGGCAGCUCGAUUAUUAAAGAGAACACAACAAUCCUACUAAAAACAUCAACAGGGCUCGUCAUUCGGUUCGCUACAGACGACACGGCGAUGUCUCGAGAGCUGACCAUCAAAGUACCCGCUAUGGAGCCCUUCCAGACCACGCGGGUGCCGCUGCGACUGUUCGCUAUGUUGCAGCCUAGGAAGGAGAAGAGUAUUGAGCAUACGGUCUGGCUAACCUGUCCCUGGUGGGAAGCAGUAACCGAAGUCCCCCUCCACUUCUCCCCUCCCAUGGUGGCGUCCUGGCGACUCCUCACCUCCAACACGAGGAAGUUCAUCCAUGUCACCCUCAAGUCGACUGUGGUACAUCUCGUCCAGUUCGCCUUGACUGACCCUAAGUUGGAGUGUGACGGAAAUAAUAACUCCGUGUCGGAUUUGAAUCCGAAGAAUUCUGAUCAUAUGAUGGUAGCAUCAGACGGGACCACAGCAUCAUUUAUGUGGGAACUCUUGAAGGACCCAUUAGUUAAAGCGGGGCCAAUGAAAGCCACGUUUUCAGUGAACUAUAGGCCGACGGACGUCGAAGGGAUUAGCCGGCCUUUCAGCUGUCCCUUUGACAUACAGGACUAUACUACGCUCUUUGUAAUAAGGACGAAGUUGGAGCCUAGUAAGGGCUCGGACUUUUGUAGGGCUUCCCAAAUGUGCUGUUUGCAGUUGAGUGUGCAGAGGGUGAAUGAGACAGAAUACACGUCGCUAAUGUACGAAGUUCUGGCUGAUCAGACCAUGUGGGCUGUUUUAGGUCGGACUGCAGGCGUCAUUACAAUGGAAUGCACAAGCACGGAGCCUCAGAACGUGACGUUGGAUGUAAUGCCGCUGGUAGCAGGAUACUUGCCGCUGCCCACCGUCCGGCUGUCCAAAUAUAUUGCAGCUAAUACCAAAGACCCAAAGAAAGACAUCUCAGCCCAUCCCCGGCUGGAACCGUUCAGCCCCGGCCAGGUGUACCACGCAGGUAAGGCGAAACAAGUGCACGUGCUUCCUCCGAUGCCCAAGGAACAUCUUGACGUUCUAGCCAACUGAGACCCAGUUUAUGAGCUUAGUAUAUGCAAAUAGGGGUGGGAAACUCGCAGGUUUAGUUAGUUUUUGGUUACUAAAGAGGUCAAUAGAAGUAGGUAGGAACGCGGGUCUACGCGAGUCACAAUUGAUUAUCUCCUAUCUAAUGGCUUAUGAUGGGUUAUUUUUUUUUAUUUACUGAAAGUUGAACUACUAAAUGUGCGAGAUUUUCUUCUCAAAAUAAUGUAAAUGUAAAACUGACUAUUCAUGACAUUACUACAAUAAUCGACUAAGUAAUUAAAAAACAACACUAGCUGUCAAAAUACACAGAUUGUGAAAAAAUACGUCCAUUCCGUUUUUGAAAUGUUGUAACAUUGCCAGGCUCAAUAAUUAUGUUCAUUGUAUUGAAUAAUUAGUGGUAAAACUAAUGAAAAAUAUUAAAUUGAUAUUAUACAUUGAUGUUUCGUGUUAGGGACAAACGAAUUAUUUGUAUGCUUAAAGAAGUAUAUUAAUCUAUGGCGUAAAAGACUAAAUACUUGCAAGAUUUGAAUGUGCGUUGCUUUAAAAUUAAUUAAAACAACGUAUGUUCAAAUGGUAUACUUUAGAAAAACUGUAUAACCGAAGAGAAUAGAAAAGCUUUUACAGAUAUUUUCCUGUGUAAUUAUGAAAAAUAUAAGAAGUUAAAUAUAAUACUGCUUACGAAAUUCUAUGUGACUAAGAUUCGGACCACCACAUGUGAUAAAUCAUAUGCUUUGUAAGGUUGUAUGUGCGUAUAUUAUAAUAUACUACUACUGAAUAUGUUCAUUUGUUCUGUCCUGUACUCAUGCGCUUUGGCAUCUUCAAUAAAAAUUGUCUUAUUAAGGCGGUGAUUUGAUUGAAAUUAAAAUAAUAUAAACUUUAAAAAAUCUGUUAUAAAAAUAGUAACAAGUUAUGUUUCAUUUCGCAGAAAAUAAUUUCACUGAAUUAAUUAUUUCGCUAAAACUUGUGCCAUAUUGUCCCAAGAGUAACUAUGAUGGGCUAAAAAGGCGCCAAAACGUGAAAUGUAUAGAUUUUUGAGUUCCUAAGCGUUAUGCGUUUUCAAAUUCAUCUUUAUAAAAAACCUGUCGCUGCAACUUUACAGGGAAAUAAGCUUUCGCCCUUUCUGCGUUGAACAUUAGAUUUAAAUACAAAGACAUUUAGGUAACUAAUAAAAUAGCUAGCUAUGUGUUAGAAGUAUGUGCGUGUACUGUAGUGUUAUAUUUUUGUUUUCAAUCCAAAAACAUUAAUGUAAAAUUUAUUGCUGUAUCUGUUGUCUAAAAGGUAGUGUGUCUUUUAGAAGGUACCGACGAAAAGUUUUCAUUUAAUAAACGUCGUUGUGCUUUGAUUUGCCUCAUAAUGCAGAGUGCAAUUUCGUUUCGAGCAAAUAAUAUACAAGCAAUCAAUGCACAAUAAAACCUAGAUAUUUUAUUAGGAUGUAGUUUAAAUUUGUAUCUGAUUACUCAACAAUUCUGUCUGCAUGCUCGAUCCGAAAUGGUCUGAGCAUUGUCUGACUAAACAAAAUGAUCUUCAGUAGGAAAGAGCUUAAAUGCUUCUUUCAUUAUCUUACUGCUUCAUCAUACAUACCUCGAAAUACUCAAACGUUACUUAAGUUUAAGUCUUACUUAAAAGUCUUUCUGUCGCGGCAAGUUACGUAUGUGUGAUAAAGAUAGAAUGAUGUUUGAGCCGUCUUUAAAAUUGAGUGGCGUUUCAGUAUAAGGCUGACAAUCACUUCUUUCUUUGACCUGGGCAUCAUUUAUUGUAUAAGAAAAUAAACAAAUCUCCAUCUAUGCCAUAAUUAUUUUCGCCACAACGAUUAUGUAUACCUAGUCUUAUUCUCGUCUUUUCUUUAUUUUCACAUGUUUAAGUUGUAAAUACAAUUUGGUGCUAGAUUUAUAUAGAGUAACCACCAAAUUCUUACUAAAUAAUAUUCAAGCUAUUAAGUUAUCUUUGUAUAUCUUGUUAAUUUAAUCUCAGUUAAGUUUUACUGGUGCAUAUAAUUUGUUAAGAGCUGUUUCGGUUGAGUUUUUGAUGUAUAUUUCUAUUUACUAAUAUGGAUAACAAAUCAGGGUGUUUUCACUUAAUAUGAAGAAUGCUAGAUAAUUUUUUGUUUCUCAGAACCAAUAAUAUAACAUCCAUCUUCUAUACGCGCUCAUUUCUGUUAUCCACAUCAUGAUAUUUGUCUAUAGUAAUAUUAUUAAAGAGCUUUGUCUAGAAUAAGUAAUCCAAAGAAUAAAUUGAUGUACACAAUCUCUUUAGUUACUAACGCUAGCCAUUGUAGAAAUAAUUUAAUGUCUGAAAAUAGCAAUGCAAGGCAAGCGGUACGUUCGAAACAUUUCCGUGGUAAAAUAUGACUGUAAAAUUGACAAAAGAGAAAAAGAGUAUACUCAUUACUCAGUAGGUGUGACAUAUUCUUUUUUUUAAGAUGCUUAGUUAUCUGGUUUAUUACAUUUUGAUAAAUUGCAAAAUGACGGUGUGUAUAUUUCAGUGUUGCAAUUUAAUUAAAUGUUGUUGAUUUUUUAUUGUGUAGCAUGUUAGAUUAAUCAUAUUAUAGUUGGUUUAAUAUCGUAUAGCAUAGCUUUAUAGUUCUCAUUAAGUUAUCGAGAUUUCCAUAAAGUGUAUUUAUUUUGAUUUUGUAAGUAAAAUAAAGGUCCAUUAUAGACGGCUUACAUAAAAUAAUAUUACAUACAAGGUGCGCUCACUUAGACUAUUUAAGAUUUUAAGUCAAUGUGAAAUCGUCUGUAAUGGAUUCUAUUAUUAUCAUUGUGUUUAUUUAUAUCUUGACAUGUAUUGAAUGUUAAACAUAUAAUAAGAAGAGAAAGAAAUAAAAAGAACUUCAAAAACAUCUCUAUACCAGUGACAUUAUAUUUUUUCGUUGGUAAUAUUUGACCAGAAUCUUGAACGCUGUCGACUCGAGCGAGAUGUUUAUGUAAAUAGACGUAAUUAACUGCAGAUUGUAUUUAUGUUUCAUACUAUGUAUUAUAUUUAGAACUACGAAUAUAAUGUUUAUUGUUAG
This is a messenger RNA of Helicoverpa armigera (cotton bollworm), 6833 nucleotides long. RefSeq names its product trafficking protein particle complex subunit 10 (gene SIDL). Bases 287 to 3829 code for a protein of 1180 amino acids. Gene Ontology annotation, biological process: intra-Golgi vesicle-mediated transport; early endosome to Golgi transport. Lineage: Eukaryota; Metazoa; Arthropoda; Insecta; Lepidoptera; Noctuidae. The transcript is spliced from 15 exons. The record is from RefSeq and is a predicted model, not a curated record. Gene Ontology annotation, cellular component: TRAPPII protein complex.